Messenger RNA from Blastocystis hominis, 1077 nucleotides. RefSeq lists its product as hypothetical. The coding region runs from base 1 to 1077 and encodes 358 amino acids. Gene Ontology annotation, biological process: protein desumoylation. NCBI's taxonomy places the organism in Eukaryota, Bigyra, Opalinata, Blastocystidae. The transcript has 6 exons. Gene Ontology annotation, molecular function: deSUMOylase activity. Gene Ontology annotation, cellular component: nucleus. The record is from RefSeq and is a predicted model, not a curated record.
AUGCCGGGUCAAAAUAAAUCAAGAAUCAUGAAGAAUGCCCACAUAACAAAUAAAAAUAUGAAUCUUCAAAAGACAUUUCACCGAAGAGAGUGUUAUUUGACUUGUCUGCCUCUUGACAAGGGAAGGAUCUUUGGCAAGAUACAGCAAUAUUCCGAUUUAUUUUUUAUAGGUCAUAACACUUAUACACUUUUAGAAGGUAAAUGCUCGUUCACUAUAUUCUUGAUGUAUUCGAUUCAUCCUAAAGACAAAACAGAGAAGCGUUGUAAUGACAUAAGAGAGCUUCUAGCGGAAAGCAAGACGCAUCAAGAAAAGGAAUAUGCUAAUCUCGCCGAAACCGUGGAGGAGCCUAUGUCUACACCCGUUAAUGACUAUGCCUUUAUGUUGUCAGCACUCGACGAUAUUCAAAAAUGUACAUCGGCUCAGUAUAGUGAAUGUUCUGAACGGAUUCAAAAUCGUUAUAAGAUCUCUUUAGAAAAUGUUCAUAUUCAGCAUGGGGUCAGUAUAGUGGAGCCACUCGCACUUAGUCUCACAAAGAAUGAGAUUUCUGAAGUUGAAGGGUUGCUAUACUCAAAUAGUAAAGACCCUUAUUCUGUAAAAUUCGGAUAUCAGAUAUUUCAGCGCGAUCUGAAUACAUUGAGAGAGGGAAAUUGGCUAAAUGACAAUAUAAUCAACUGUUUCGUGCACCUCGCUCAAGAAGAAGCGGAAACGCAGGGAAUCAAGAGUUACUGUUUCAACUCGUUCUUUUAUAAGAAACUGAGUUCCAACGGAUAUGCAAGCGUUCGACGCUGGACCAAAAACGUUGAUCUCUUUUCGUAUAACCGAGUCAUAAUUCCCAUCAACACAAACAAUACUCAUUGGACGAUGAGCUACAUUGAUAUUGAUAAGAAAGAAAUUCACUAUUGUGAUUCGAUGGGAGGAACUGGGAAGCACAUAUUACAGGACCUGAUUGGUUAUUUGCGGGAAGAAAUGAAGGAUAAAAAGGGUGAGACGUUGAAUGAUGAGACAUGGAAGUUGAUUGAUUCGCGACGAUCCGUUCCACAGCAAGAAAACUUCUUUGUUCAGUUGUUUCGAAAGUAG